AUGAAUAAGGCACCUGUAUUAUCCUCAGUAGGAGGCUUAAUUAUUGAUGACAUUUAUUACCCCGAUGGCAGAAAGAUAUGUAAUGUACUUGGUGGUGGAGGUGUAUUUGCAAUUUAUGGUAUGAGAAUAUGGCAGCCUUCACCAAGUUCUCAAGAGAUUGGAUACAUUGUACAAAAGGGCUUUGAUUACCCACAAGAAAUAGAUGACCAACUCAACCGAUUGAACAUCUCUUUGAUUUCAAAAUACCAUCCCGAUAAAUAUACCACACAUGGAAUCAACAUAUUUGGAGCAAAUGACCACCGUGAUUUCCAAUACAAACAUCCAAUCAUCAGAAUAACCGCAAACGACUUUUCUGAAAGUUGGAUAAAAUCAUUACGUGUCGUUCAUGUCAUAUCCUCAGCAGAAAGAGCUAUUGAAAUUAUAAACGAGUGGCGACAGAGGGAUCCAGAAAGCAAGACGCAGUUUCUUUGGGAACCGUUACCAUGGGCGUGUUUGCCAGAGAAUUUGCAAGAGAUAUGUGAAGCGUGUCAGGGGAUAGAAAUUAUCUCACCUAAUCACGAAGAGAUAGCAGAAAUGCUUGGAUACAAGUUUGAAGAGUUAUUAUCACAGCACAGCAAUGAUUUUAAACAAACAGUAGAGUAUUGUGCUAGAUUGCUUUUUGAUAAAAUUAAAAAGAGCACUAUCAAACUUGUGGUACGGGCAAGCAAAUAUGGGGCGAUAGUUAUGACAAGCGGCUGCAUGGAGUGGGUACCAGCCUAUUGGGACAACAGGACUGAGAAUGACAAGGUAGUGGAUGUGACAGGUGCAGGAAAUGCCUUCUGUGGAGGAUACGCUGCAGGUUGGCUUCAUACUCAUGAUCCAGUUCGUUCUGCUCUUUAUGGAGCUGUGUCGGCAAGUUAUGUUGUUGAACAGAUAGGAGUGCCUUCAUUAGUAGAGCCGGAACAAUGGAACCAAGGACCAAGUCCAAUGGAUCGAUUAAGCUUAUUAGAAACAACAAGUGUAGCUUUAUAUGAAUAUCUACCUAAUGCAGAGAACAGUGACUUGUUCUUGUCAAGUCCAAAUCGUCGAGUCACUGGCCCUGUGUGCAUUCCCAGUGAUGACUAUUCCAAUGAGUUCAGCCAUAUUUGA
This is a messenger RNA of Rhizopus microsporus ATCC 52813, 1128 nucleotides long. Its product is annotated as Ribokinase-like protein. The transcript is spliced from 5 exons. Bases 1 to 1128 code for a protein of 375 amino acids. NCBI's taxonomy places the organism in Eukaryota, Fungi, Mucoromycota, Mucoromycetes, Mucorales, Rhizopodaceae. The record is from RefSeq and is a predicted model, not a curated record.